Molecule: messenger RNA, 208 nt
Organism: Strongylus vulgaris
Lineage: Eukaryota; Metazoa; Nematoda; Chromadorea; Rhabditida; Strongylidae
Source: the annotation of a GenBank genome assembly
AAGAAAUAUCUCCUUUUGAGGUACACGAGCUUAUAACUAUCAACAACAAUCGGGUAGCCAUUGAUGGCCAAAGUAUGGUGCUAAGAGAAUUACAUGAUGAAUUCUAUGCGAAGCUGCAUUCUGCUGACUACUACAUGAGUAUUACCAUUGAGGAAUCAAAAAUCUUCAAAAUGAACUCAAAGCCAAACAAACCUCCUUUUUCUUGAUA